This is a messenger RNA of Capra hircus (goat), 816 nucleotides long. RefSeq names its product ret finger protein like 4A (gene RFPL4A). NCBI's taxonomy places the organism in Eukaryota, Metazoa, Chordata, Mammalia, Artiodactyla, Bovidae. The record is from RefSeq and is a predicted model, not a curated record.
AUGGCUGAACACUUCUUUAAAGCGAGUAAAUGUGCGGUCUGCCUGACGUACCUGGACAACUCCAGGUACUUGAAAUGUGGCUUUGGCUGGUGCUUCCGCUGCCUGGAUUCGCUGCAGAAGGCGCCCGGCGCGGAGGGCUUGCUGUGCCGCAACUGUUUGGUGGUCUCCCAGAAGACUGACCUCAGGAGCGUGCUGCAGCUCAGAGCACUAGUGUGCAAGGUCAGCCUCGAGCCCCAGCUGAGAGCCGUCCCCCAGAUGAACCCAAGGGUCCGCAAGUUCUCCGUGGACGUGCCAAUGGACGUUGACACGACCACCAAGCACCUCAUCAUUUCUGAGGGCCUGAGAACUGUCCGCCGCGGGUUUACAAGCAGCAGAAGGAGCCGAGACCUGAGAGAGACGGAGCCGUGUUCUCCGCCUGCCCGAGCCUUCCUGCACCGCGCUCAGGGUGAGCCCCGGCUGCACCGAGCGGGGGUCUUCCUGAACGUCGGGAUCGGUUCCUUCUACCACGUUGGCGAGGGGUCCCAUAUCUUUACAUUCACUCAAGUUCCCGCCCCGGAGCCGCUGUGUCCGUUUUGAUCCGCAUCGCAUCCGAGCCGGGACGACCAGAGCUUCCUGAGGAUCUACCGUGUGAGUCUGGGCGCUGGCGGUCCUCGCCGAAUCCGGGCCAAAGCGAGUGACACCGACCGCCGAGGCGCCGGAGAGAACUCUCGUGUGCGCGUGGCUGUGUCGGGACGUCCCCGUUUGCUGCCCGCGUGGCGCAGAAGCGCAGCAGAGAACUACAGAACAGUUCAUGAAUCACUAACACAAAUUGCAUGA